Myzus persicae (green peach aphid) is the source of this 480-nucleotide messenger RNA. RefSeq lists its product as uncharacterized. The record is from RefSeq and is a predicted model, not a curated record. The coding region runs from base 1 to 480 and encodes 159 amino acids. NCBI's taxonomy places the organism in Eukaryota, Metazoa, Arthropoda, Insecta, Hemiptera, Aphididae. The transcript has a single exon.
AUGAUUUUUGUUCUGGAAAAGUUUCCCAGAAAAAAAACAUGGCAAGCAGUAUCUGAUUCACUUUUAACAAAAGGAUAUGUUGUCACUGGACCUCAGUGUCUUAGCAAAUUUUCAGGCUUAAAGAGAACCUACAAAUCGAUCAAAGAUUAUAAUAAUAAAUUGGGAAAUGGUCCUAGAACAUGGAUGUAUUUUAAUAUUAUGGACUCUAUUAUUAGAACAAAACCAUAUAUGAAACCAAUUGCUACUGUUUCUUUCACAGGUGUUAAAAAUUAUGCAACAAAUAAUGAAACAGUUUCAAAUGUUGCUUCUGAAACAUUAAGCUGUGAACUGCCGAGAAAAAAAUUAAGACAAAUACCAACUGUGGAUAAAGUUGUUUUAGCUAUUCGACAAAAUAAAACAAUAGAUGAAGAAAACAGGGAAAGAAGACAUAGGGAAAAAAUGGAACAAAAGAAAGAGGCUCAUGAUUUAUUAUCAAGAUAA